Messenger RNA from Seminavis robusta, 1953 nucleotides. The record is from the annotation of a GenBank genome assembly. NCBI's taxonomy places the organism in Eukaryota, Bacillariophyta, Bacillariophyceae, Naviculales, Naviculaceae.
AUGACUACGACGAUCAUCGAAGCGCCUCCAAGGAUGAGUCGACGAACUCGCAAGCGCGUCUUCGACGAUUCCAUCAUCCUCGACUACGACGAUGCCAUUGACCAGCUGGAGCGUGACGAGUUUGAAGAAGCCGAGGAGCGAAAGAAGGAAGCGGAACGCGAAAGAAAGAAGAAACGCGAAGAAGAGCCGCCUUUGCCCUUUCUCGACUUGUUGCCUCCAGAGGUCGUCUCCAACGUUCUUUCGUUCGUGUCAUCUCCGCGAGUACUGCUUUCCCUCUCGAUGUGCAACAAAACUUGUCGAAACGCGAUCCUAGCGACACCGACGAUGGUCAUCCGAGCGGCUGUUUUCUCAUCUGACCACCGCAGGAAGAAGGCUAUCACGACCAUUGUGGAAACAGUUCAAGCGCGCUCCAUUCACACGCCUUCCACAGCGCGACUGCUCCGUCUUCUCAAUGCAACUCAAUGCGAGCGCACGGACCAGUGUUACGACUUGAACGUCGUGACGCACAAGUCCGGCAGGCCCUCAUACAACCACCUUCUUCCCUUUGGAUUGUGUCUCUGCAGCACCUGCCUCACGGAGAUGACAACGAGCAAAGCCAUUGUCGCUGGACGAUGGGAGAGACCCAGAGUGCCACACGAGAGGCUUGUGACCAACGAUUACUCUAGAAGAAUGCUCCCAGAUCUCGUCAAAGAGCAUAGUACGGGUGAAGCCGUGGGUCCGCUUGUGGGAGGUGUGCGAGUUCGUCAAAUCAUGGUGUCCUACAAACAGGACCAAGAGAAACAGAAACAGGCGUUUGCAAGCCUCUUUGAAGAAAUCGACAACCAGCAAAAUGAGGGCGACAAGGCGGAGGAACUGGUGGACGCCUACAUCACGGCUGUGGAAGACCUGGCAAAUCUCAAAGCUAAAAAGGACGAGCUCGCCGCUGAAAGGGACGGCCAGAGAGCAAAAAGAAAGCGCGAAAUGGGGGAACCAGUUUUGGAGCGCCUCCGUGCACUGCUUGAAGACCACGCUCAUCGUGAUAUCAUACUUGCCGGUGAUUGGAACGAGUGGAGUGGAAUUUUUCGGUUCAGCAACAAGCUCUCGAUGGAUAUUCUUGGCAGCUUGCUGACGGCCCCGUCAACUGCAAAGGAGGAAAAAAUCCAAUCCAAAGUCCAAAUGGUUGUCCGUGACUAUGAGUUUUUGUUUGCGAAAGGUUUCGGCACCGGCAAUCACGAGGAUUUCCUUUGUGAUUUGGCUGGUACAGGUAUUUCAAAGCUGGGUCGCGCCGUAUUCAAGCGAAAAUUGCAGCUACCAGGAUUGCAGGACCUGUACAAUCGACGUGCUCUGCGACACUUGGGCAGGGGGUUUGUCGAAAUACUCCGAAUGGAAGGGACUCUUGCCGCCCUUUUCCCCCGCUUCUUGACUGUGGAGGACAGAAAAACUGUUUUUCUUUCUAGCGUCGCCGAGAAGAACGGAACAAGCUUCAAGGACGAGUAUAAGAAGCUGGCCAAAUGCAUUUGGGAUGACCAAGUACGCACCCACUGGGGUUGGGGUCGACAUGUGGACUAUAUCCACUCGAUCGAAGAACUAGAAGAAAAGUUUGACUUGAAGCGACGCCAGUACCUCAAACUCUCAUCGGCCAUCAAACAAUACCUCGGGAAGUCGGAUGUGACCAAAUUCCUGAAGACCCCAUUGUCUGACACUCAUCGCAGAGCAUUGCAGAAAAUUUUUGAACUCAAACACGGGAGCAAGGCAUUGCUGAACCAGAAAGAUUUCAAAGCGAUCUUUCGUCUUCACCAUGCGCUGACUACCCGGACCGCUUCAUCUAAACGCAAGCAAUCAUAUAUUGACACUCGAAGAUGCGCUGAGUCGUUGCCAAAGCAUCUUGAGCUCUCUACAAAUGGUGGUUUUGAGGGUUUGUCCUGCUUCCAGCCCAUGCUGACUACUGUAGCAACGACGUACGAAUACAACUGA